UUGUUUAGAUGGAAAUUUUAAAUUUGUGUGUAAGCCUAUGUUUAGUGAAAAUAUUAAUUGAUACAAUACAAUAAUUAGUAUUACUUCGGAGAAAAACGAUGAAACCCUACUAUCCGGAAGUCGUCUGCUGACAAUCGGUGUUAGAGGUUGGCAACGCUGCGGCAUUACGAACAGGCUUCUUCGGACUGGUAACUGCUGAUUGUUGCGAUUGUUUGGGUUUCUAAAACCGAAGGUGCCGCGUAAUACGUGUCAACACUAAUACACUUGCAGUUACCACCAAUUUUGCUUCCAAUUAGAUGCCAGUCGAUGUCAAAAUUUCGACCGAGAACGUUGUUAUUGUUGCCGCGCUUUCGCCAAUCUCUCAGGCAACUGCACAGGAUUAACAGACAUUCUGACUUUCUAGAAACGAUCCAUAGCAAUAGCCAAACAUCAUAAUUGCAAUGUCUUAUUUUAUUUAAAGUCUAAAUGGAGAGAUCCGGAAUGUCGUCGAAACAAAAUGAUUCUGACCAUGAUAUGAAAUCGCUGACCCACUGGCAUGAACUGAUGGUAGAACGGAUAAGUCAGCGCAAGAAAGUUUUCUGUGACACUCUAAAAACCAAAAUGAUAAAUGACAUUAAUGCCUACAUGCACAAUUUAAGGUCCAAUACAACAUUUGAUACCAUCCAACAGGACCUUGUAAAUAUUGUUACGGGGUAUGACUAUGAUGUUGCAUCCCAGACUUUUAUUGAUGGAAUAAUUUGUGCAGCAUUUGAGUUGUUUUGUCAACUUAUCGUUUUUAAUUCAACCGAAUUCAUUGCCAAAGCUCGUACAGCUUUCACUUUUCCCUCACUUACUCGACCAACACCAUCACCAACUCAUGAAAAAGAAGUCAAAAUGCCUUGUACUUCAAGCACUACGGACAAUUUUAUGCCAACUGCUGGUAGGAAACAAAAUUUAAACCAAAUAAUUAGCCAAUCUGUUCUAUCAAACAUGAGUGCCUUAAACGGGGGUAUAAACUUAGGUGAUGUAAGUGCAUCUAUAAAUAAAGACAUCGCAUGUUCUUCUCGUAAUAAUGUAUCUGAAAAAAGUAAUUCAAAUAAUGGCAUUGAAAACUCAACUGUUUUGACCGCUUCACAAAAUGUUUCACCAAACGCCGCGUCUCAAGCUAAUAGUGGUUCAAUCAGUAGAGGUCAAACCUCCAAUUCAUUGAAUUCUCCUCAAAGCCACUCACAGGACUCUGUACCUAUUAUUGAUGAAAAUAUAAAUACAGAAUUCCCCAAUGAUAUAUCUCCCAAGGUCGAUGACAAAGUUCAAAUAAAAUUUAGGGAAAAUGUUUCAAGUAAUUUUCUGGAUUUCUCUCAAGUUAAGGGAGAAAAUGACAGUACUGAUUCAUUGUUUGAUACGGACGUUAUGAUUAGUACUGAUAAUUCUAAUAUGAACACUGGUAAUACAAUUUUAAUGGAAGUAACAAGAGUAACUGAAGAUUUAACUACAGUUAACAAUACAAAUACAAACAAUAAGUCAAUGCAUAAAAAUGUAGUUAAAGUUAGAAUUUCAAAACCUGAAAAAUGUGACAAGCACAACAGCAGUAAGAAAGGUAAUAAAAAAGAAAAAAAAAAAGAAAAAACCAGAAAAAAAAAAGGUAGAUCAAAGUCUAAAAGUAAAAAAGAUAAAUCUAACUGGGACAAAAAUAAAUCAUUAGAAUUUGAUAACAAGUUAAACAAAGUAUUAUCGAGCGUCUCAAACUCUAGUGCAGUGGUACAGUCGGACUUGAGUAAUUCAGUAUCAGUAACCGAUGAUUUAUUUACAGAAUUUAUUAAGAAAUCGGGUGCAACUGAAAAUAUAAAUGACAAUGUUGCUUGUUCUGAAAAUCCAAUAACUUCAGAAAUUACUGAUUUUAAGAUUACACAUUCAGACUUAACGACCAAAGUUCAAAGUACAAAAGAUACUUUUAAGCAGGCUGAAUUAUCUAAACAAAUAGACGAGAACGAAGAAAAUAAAGAUGAUGUUAAAAAAAAAGACAAGGUUAUAGCAAUAAACACUAAAAAACAGUAUGAAAGAGCAAAAAAAGACUUAUUUCUUCCGGAUUUCGUUUUCAGUCCAAUUCCAAAAAAAUGUACAAAUCAAGGAAAUGAAAAUGCAAAUAUUGUAAAUGAAAAUACAAAUAUUGGAAAUGAUAAUACAAAUAUAGGAAAUAAAAAUAUAUCCGAGAUUGUUAAUAAACCAGUUACAAAUAAAAAAUCCAAAACCAAAAAACGCAGAAGAUCGUUUUCUCUUCUCAACAUAAAAAGGAAAAAAAUCCAACAUGAAUGUAAAGUAGACGAAACUAAAAUGGCAGACACACCUGAAACAUGUCAACCAGAACCAUUAACAAAUAACAAUCCCGAACAUCAUACCAGCUGCAAUAAUUCUGAUGAGCAAAAUAUAAUGUACGAUUGUGAAAACAGUAACGCGACACUUACAUCACAAAAUGGCAUAGAUACUUCAUUUAAUAACAAUAUUUCAUUAAACAACGAUUCAAUGCCUGAAUGGAUGAAAAAGUUGUGUGACGUUCACAACAUAAAAAAAUCAUACGUAUUACUUACAAAAUUAAAAAUUACAAAAUAGUUUCUACAGGGCCCUUUAUACAUUUUGAUAAAUGGUUUUAAAGUUGUUGGUUACAAGUGUUUUAAAUUAAAUUAAAAAUUGUAUUAUAAUAAUGUUUAUACAUUAUUUACAUAAUUAUUUAUAUUAAUAUACAUUGUUAUACGUUAUAAGUUAUAACAUGUAUAUUAUUAGAUUUUAU
Messenger RNA from Adelges cooleyi (spruce gall adelgid), 2764 nucleotides. RefSeq names its product myb-like protein D. The transcript is spliced from 5 exons. The coding region runs from base 466 to 2586 and encodes 706 amino acids. The record is from RefSeq and is a predicted model, not a curated record. Lineage: Eukaryota; Metazoa; Arthropoda; Insecta; Hemiptera; Adelgidae.